AUGUAUAUAAGCAAGAAAAGCGCUUGCCAAAUAUAAAAAAGGAAAAGGUACGAUAAGAAAAAAAAAUUAUUCAGUUAAGCUCUUUAGGUCAAGGGUAUAAAAUAAAAAUCGAACAUAUUUGUUAAAAAUAAAAAUCGAAAAACAAACUCUAUAUUAUUAGUAUUCUUUAUAGAGAAUAAUUUUAUAUAAAUACCAAAAUCUUUUUUUUCAUUAGACAUAAUUUAAUAUAUGAUUAAGAACAACCUAUAGAUUUUUGUAGUGUUGGCGAUUUUAUUUGUUGCACAUGGAAACUAACAGAUAUGCACGUGUAAACAAUUAAAAUCAGAGCAAGACUGCUCUAAAUUCCCACUUCAAUAUUGUGAGUGGAAGAAUAAUAGUUGUGAGGUUUCAACCUAGCCCACAUAAAAUCCAGUUAUAGAGGGUAAGCCUUUUUGCUCUCAAUAUGCACUGUAACAGGAUUGUCAAAAAGCCUUUAUUUGUACAAACUGUUAGAACAAACAACUAAUAUGCGAUGGAUGUUUAAAACAAUAUCCUUGUGUAUGGGAAGCCUCGUAGUGCUAGUUCUUUACUGGGUGCUCUGCAUACGUGCUUAAAUCACAUGCAGAAUGCAAUCUUAUAUCAUUAUAGUGCACAUCAGAUCUAACUUAGUGUAUUCCUGUAGGGGAGUGCACUGAAUAUAAUACAGUUGAAGCUUGCUAGCAAAAAAACAUCCAUGGCCAAUAAUGUACAUGGGAUCCUUAAUUGGGAUGUAAAGAACUUUCCAGCUGCUCAGAAAUUUCAAAGUUAUUAUCUACAAGUCAUGAUGCUUGUAAUAGUCAAUUGAGCAAGUGUACUGUGAAUAAUAACUCUCAGUGUGUUGAUUUGUCAUCAGAAUGUGGAGAUUAUUCAUUUGAAGAUCAAUGUAAACUGACGUCAUCUUCAGUUAAAUGCUAAUGGUCAAAUGGCACCUGUAGAGAAGUGACUUGUGAAGAUGCUCCAAUACAUUAUACUUACUUUGAAUGCAUAUCAUUUAUGAAGAUCUGCACAGCUAAAAGUGGGGGAGGAUGCCAAAAAAUUACUUACUGUUAAGAUAUAAAAAACCAAAGUGACUGUCAAAACAAAGAAGAUACAAGUGGAAAACCUUGUUUUUGGGUAAGCACCUUUAGUCAAUGCGUAAUCCAUGAAUGUAGUUAGGCUCCAUUAGACUAUCAGACAGAUAAAUAAUGUUAAUCCUUCAAAAGUGAGUGUGUAACUAACGAAGGAAUUGGCUGUAAGUUGAAUACUGGAUGCAGUGCCAUAGCAACACAACAAGAAUGCAACACCACUAAGAGUGCAGAAGGCAAGGAUUGUAUGUGGGAAGAUUCUUGUGUUGAAAAGGUCUGUGAAAAUGCAUCAACUAAGUUGACCACACAUGAGUAGUGCGAGAAAUUCCUGUUCUCGUGCACCACUGACUAUGGCUAUGGAUGCCAAACUAAAACUUGUAAGAAUGCUCCAGAUACAUUGAAAACAAAUGAAGAUUGCGAAAGAUAUCUUCCUGAUAAUCAUUGCAUUACUAGAAGUGGAGGGGGGUGCAUUCAAAAUGAUUCUUGCUCCAAAGUCAGUAUAGAAAUUGCUUGUGUGAAGGAUAUUAACGGAGCAGAUUGUUAAUGGUAUGAAUAAACUGAUAAAUGUAUUACUAAGUAAUGUAAUAAAGCACCAACGACAAUCAACACAUAAGAUUAAUGUUAGACCUUUUGGUCGAAAUGCAAAGUGAAUUCAUCAGGCACUGGUUGUGAAGACAAAAUUUGCGAGAAUUUCUACGAAUAAGAUACUUGCAAAGGACAAUUGGAUUUUUAUGGAAGAACCUGCUCAUGGAGAAAUAAAUGCAUUCCAAAAACUUGUCAGAGUGCCUCAAAAGAGAUCAAAACACAUGAAGAUUGUAAUGCUUAUUUAAGCACUUGUACUUUGUCUAAAACUGGUAAAGGUUGUAUGUCGCUUCCUUUGAAAUGUGAGAUGAUAGAGUUGGAGGAAGGAUGCAGAUUAAGGCAAUCUAUUGGUCUAAAUUCUACUGGCAACAACACAAAAGAGUGUGCUUGGAAAAACAACAAAUGCUAAGAUAAAUCCUGCUCUACUGCACCCAUAACCAGGGACUCAAAUAUAGCCUGCCAGGAUUACAUGAAGGGUUGUUACGUAAACAAUGAUAAAAGAGGAUGUUGGGUUUUGCCAGAAUGCAGUUUAAGAGCCCUUUAGGAAACCUGCGAAAUUCCAAACACUUUUGAUUGUGUUUGGGAUGAAGGCAACUCAAAGUGCUUAGUAAGGAAUUGUGUCUCAACUCUAUUUAGUAUUGAUAGAGCCAAUUAUAAGACGGCAUAAAGUUGCAACCAAUACAGGUUGAAUUCAUCCAAUUGUCCUAAGCCAGAUGGCAUAGGUUGCUGCACAUUAAAUGAUCUAGGGUUGGGAUGUAUGAAGAAACCUGAUGUUUGUUCUCAAUUGAAAACAAAAGAUAAUUGCAGGGAAAAGAGUCUCUAUUUAGAUGGGGAUUGUUUAUGGACAGGAGAUGCAUGUGUGACAAAAUCUUGUACUGCUUUAAAUCUAAAGAUAUACUCUUUAAGUUACAAUCAUUAAAAUUGUUAUUAAACAUCAUACAACUCAUGCACCGUUAAUGAUGAUGGAACUGCUUGCGCUCCAUUUAAAUCAAACUGUUCAUCAUAUACACCCACUGAGCAAUGCAAUAUUGACUCUAAUGGUAAUGAGUGUGUAAUCAGAUACAAUUAAACAACUUAAAAAUAUACUUGCGAUAUGAAGAAUUGUGGAGAUGUGGCUUCUAGUUAGUAUAAUUCAUUUGCUGCUUGUCAGGAAUACAGUGAAACAUGCACGGUAAUUGCAAGGGUAAAUGGAAAAGGUUGCAUAAAAAAACAGGAAUAUUGUUACAAUUAUCUUUUCCCUGAAUAAUGCUUUAAGAAUCUGGCUGGGCAAAUGUGUGUAUGGAACGGUAAAAGGUGCUGGGAUCAAGAUAAAGUUGAUUGUUCAAAACUCGUAUUGAUAAAUUAUUCGACAUAAACUUGUGAAGAUGUUGCUUUCUAUUGUAAAGCUAGUGAUGAUAAAAAAGCAUGUGUUUUGAAAACAUGCUUCGAUUAUACCACUUAAACAGGAAAAACUGGAGGACCACCAAUAUCUUCAUUAACUCAUUGCUAAAAUUUAAAAGCUAAUAAAGUUGGAUGCUCGAUUAAUAAUACUUUGACUGGUUGUGUUCCCGAAAAAGAUCGUUGCGCUUAAUAUACACCAUAAGAAUGCUAUAAUGCUGCUGUAGAUAAGCUUUGUGUGACAAAUGGGGCAUCGUGCUAUAUGUAAUAUACAACUUGUAGCACUUGGUAGGAAGACAAAGAUGCAGAUUGUAAGAAAAAUAGAGAGUUUUGUAAAUACCCCAUAGAUGGAAUUGGUAAAGUAGCUUGUGUCAAUAGAUCUUGUGAUGAAAAGACUGGUGUAAAUCUGACAGAGUAAACUUGUCAUUAAUUUGAUUAAACAUGUACUGUUAGUAAAGAUAAAACGAAAUGUAUAUUGAUUUAGUCUAGUUGUGGUACUUACAAGGAUGAGAACUUAUGUGUAAAGUCUGAAUAAAGUAAUUGCAUUUGGUAAGUGGGUACUACGAGUGAGUGUGUUGGUAUUACAAACUUAUCCGAUGCAGAUAAGAAUUGCUCAUACAAAAAAGGAUCAGGAUUAACCUAUCAAGAUUGUUAAGACUUUAGCUCAUUUUGUAGUGUCAACCGAGCAGGAACUGAAUGUGUGGCUAGAAAGUAAUGUGGAGGAUAUGAAACUAGAGUUUCUGAUUGUUAUAGAAGUCAGGAUGAAUUAUGUGUCUAGUCCACAUAAAAUGAUGCAGAUGCGAAAUGCUAAUCCUCUGCUGGAGUGACCUGUGAAUAGAUUUUUCUUGGAAAAGAUACUGUUUAUACUUUUGACAAAUGCAGUCAAAUCAACAAGAAUUGUACAAAUUAAGGUACUUCAGGUUGUACUCUCAAAACUUGCUAGAAUGCAGUUGGACCCUUCUCACAUGAUAAAUGUGUAGCAUGGAAGAGUGCAUGCACUGUGAAUGCUUCAAACAAUGGAUGCAUAGAAAUGAAGAGCAAUUGUUUGAGUUAUCCUUCCAAUUAAUGUUUAAGAUCUGUUCUUGAAGGGCCAUGUAUGUUGGAUGUGAAAUAAAAUAUAUGCAUAAAGAAAACUUGUUACUCUUCUGAUGAUACUUUAACAAGUGAUGCCUAAUGUGAAUCAUAUAUGUCAACAUGCACUGUAGCUUAAGCGGGAGGCUGUAUGUCUAGAAGCUCUUGUGAUUCUUACAUAUCGGAGUUACAAUGCAUUGUUGAUCAAUAAAAUCAAAUCUGCUUUUGGAAUCCAACCUUGAAAAAAUGUGUAAAUUUUGAAUGCAAAUCAAUAGAAAAAACAGACAAAUAUGAUUCUCAUGACGAAUGCUACGAGUUAAAUAAUAUUUAUGAUCCCAAAAAGCAAAAUAAAUUUUAAAGAUGCACUGUCAAUUUUGUGGUAGAUCCUAAUAACUAAACAGUCUCGUAUCCAAGUGGAUGCAUGAAUUUAUAAGCAUGCAAUGAAUACCGUCACUAAGAGCAGUGUGUUAUUGAUUCAACUGGCUAAUAUUGUCAUUGGAACACAGAUAAUCCUGAAAAUUUUUUCUGCGAAUAGAUUUCAUGUUAAUCGGCUGAUCCAAAUAAAUAUUAAACACAUAAGGCAUGCACUGAGCUGCAAUUAAAUAAAUAAACUUAAGUUUAAGACAAAUGUACUGUGGGUGUCACUGAAAUAGCACCAGGAGUCCUUUCAGCUUAUGGAUGCCGAAACAGAGAUGCAUGUGAAGAAUACAAAAUCGAAGAUCAAUGCAGAUUCAGUUCCACAGGUCAAGAAUGUAAGUGGGAUAGUAUUAAUUCAGCUUGUUACACGAGAUUGUGUAGUAAAGCACCAUAAAAUUUCACCACUCAUGAACGUUGUAGUGAUUUUGCACCUAAUUGCACUCUCAGUUAAACCUUGGCUGGAUGUAUGGAUUUGACUCCAAAAUGUGAGGAUUACCAAGUUAAAUCUUAAUGUACUAAGAGUGUAUAUGGUGAUUUAUGCUUUUGGAAUGGCGCUUAAUGUGUAACAAGAUUAUGCAGUAAUACACCAGAUGAUUUAGAUGGAGAGUGCUCCUCAUAUUUAAAUACUUGUGAAAGUAGUGGAGACUAAAGAUGUGUCACAAUUGACUGUGAAUAGUAUUCCUUUGUGACUGAUAUUGCUUGUAAAUAAGCAGGCCUGGGAGGAUAAUGUACCACUGAUGGAACUCGAUGUGUUUUGAGGACAACCUGUGAAGAUGCAAGAACUCAAGAUGCUUGUAGAGUCAAUAAUUUAGGGCAACAGUGUGUUUGGAAUCAACCCACAGCAACAAGUGAUGCUUACUGUGAAAUAAGCAUUUGCGAACUGGCAUCGGUAACAGAUUAUGUCAGUGAAAUACAAUGUAGAUCUUACAAUUCUCAAUGUACUCUUAAAAAAUCAGGAGGUUGUAAGUAAAUUUAAGAUUGCAACACUUUUGAAUCGGAAGCUAGUUGCACCAUUUCCAAAGAUGGUAAAGUAUGUGUUUGGGACAAGGAUAAAGGUUGCAGGAGUAAUGACUGUACAGAUCUAACUGGUACAGAUCAUUUCAAAUGUAAAAAGCAAAAUAGAUAAUGCACGACUUCCAAAACUGGACAAUGUGUCAAUAUGGCAGCUACCUGUGCUGAAUAUUAGAUUGAAGGAAGUUGUGUUGAAACUUCUGAUGGUCUACCAUGUUUGUGGGUUAAAGCUUUGCAGAAUGUAAACAAUCCUUUAGGACAGUGCAUACAAUAUUUGAAAUGUGAAGAUAUCCCUUUGACAACUGAUGCAUAAUGCAAAAGUGUAUUAUCAAAAUGUACAUCUAAUGGUACAACCUGCACACCCAUCAAAAAAUGCGAAAAUCUGAAUUCUACUAACUGCAAUAAAGGCUCUGAUGGAUUAUGCAUGUUGGCUCUUAAAGAUGCCACUUCAACAACUAAAACAUGUAUGAUAUUCAAAUCAUGCAGUGAUACUUUCUAUAAAACACAUUCAGAGUGUUAAGGAGUAAGCCCAACUUGCACUACUAAUGGAAUUCAAUGCAUGGAUGUGAAAUCAACUUGUUAGGAUUAUACUGAUAAAUCAUCGUGUUUCAUCAAAAAGGUUGAGAAUACUAAUACCUCAACAAGUACUAAUGUUUGUGUCUGGGAUGGGUCUUGUAGGAAUUAAGCCUGUGCAGAUAUUAAUGGAUCCGAUCAUUAAUUCUGUAAUUCAAAGAUGAGUUCUUGCACUUCUGAUGGUACGAAAUGUAUGAAUAUUUUAACUUGCGAGUCAUACAAAACCAGAGCUUAAUGCAGCAAUGGGUAUGGAAGAAGUUAGGGAUUAAAUAAUAAUCCGUGCUAUUGGACAGAUGUGAGUUAAACUUCUGGAUCUUAUUGUAGAGUUAAAGCUUGUAUUGACAUAUUUUCGCCAUCCACAGCCUCUUGUUCCAAUAUUACUACAUGUGUUUAUGAUGCAACUAAUUAAAGUUGUAUCACUAAGUAAAACUCUUGUAGUUCAUAUCAAGAUUAGAAUGCCUGUAAUUCAGGAACAUUAAGUUCUACAACUUGUUAUUGGGCUAAUAGUAAGUGUUCAGAUGUUACUGGAUGCGAAGUAAUAACUGAGUAGACUAAGUGUUUAUCACUUAGAGGAUGUAGCUAUAUCACUUCAAAUGGUACUUCUAAGUGUGUUCCCUAAGAUUGCUAAAGUGUUUACUAGUAGACAAAUUCUUGCAAGUUUAUCUAAACAUUUAAUUCAGAAGCAACGAAAACUUGCAUGAUAUAGAAUGGAUAAUGCACAUCAGCGGAACCGUCUAUUUUAACUUAGGAUACCUGUCUGAUCAAUUCAAAUUACGCAUAUACUUGGAGUGCAGCUAAGUCUAGAUGUGUUAUUUGUGAGGACACUAAUACUACUACCCCCAACGACACUGAUAACAAUACAAUUACAGAUGACUCAGCUUUGAAGAUCAGCACAGUCUUAAUGUUUUUGGCUAUGAUUGCAGGGUGA
Messenger RNA from Paramecium octaurelia, 7041 nucleotides. The record is from the annotation of a GenBank genome assembly. Lineage: Eukaryota; Ciliophora; Oligohymenophorea; Peniculida; Parameciidae.